AUGCGAAGGCGGCAGUCGAACAAAGGCCAAUCGCCCCCUCAGCAGCAUCAACAGCAGCAGCAGCAGCAGCAGCAGCAGCAGUACGGGAAGGAAGAGCAGCACCAACAGCAACAACACCCCCAGCAACAGCAGCAACAACCCCAGCAACAGCAGCAGCAGCAGCAGCAGCAGCAGCAACCCCAGCAGCAGCCUUAUUGCUGCGAUGAGAAUUCUUUUGUGGGAGUUGCAGAUGACAAAGGCUGUGGGGUGUCUUCGUCUUCUUUGCCUUUAGAAAAAGAAAAAAGACAAAAGAAAAACAAGAAGAAGGCGAGGCAGCAGCAACGAGCAGCAGCAGCAGCAGCAGCAGCUGCAGCAGGGGACAGUACUGAGUGCUGCAGCCUCUCGGAAACUCCUCUGGGCGUGCAUGCAACCCCUGCUGCCGCAGACAAUCUCCAGCUGCUGCCCAGCAGCAGCAUCAGCAGCAGCAGCAAGGGCAGCAGCAACGCAGCACGACGAGAUCGCCGCAGGGGCAGGUCUAAGGGGGUGCAGCAGCAGAGCAGCAGCAACGGCAUCGCUUCUGAGCAGCAGCUAAACAGCUUUGUUGCUGCUGCUGGAGGAGCAGCAGCAGGAGAGGCAGCAGAAGUAGACAAACAAGGAAUUCCUGCUGCAGCAAACAAUGCAGCAGCAGCAACAGCAGCAGCAGCAGCAGUGAAGAAGAUUCAAAAUGCAGUUACUGAUCUCCUCAAGGUAGGAGACAGCCGUGGGGUGUACAUACACCCCAACACCCCACAGUAUGCCUUUUAG
Molecule: messenger RNA, 783 nt
Organism: Eimeria acervulina
Lineage: Eukaryota; Apicomplexa; Conoidasida; Eucoccidiorida; Eimeriidae
Exons: 1
Coding region: 1-783 (260 amino acids)
Source: RefSeq, a predicted model, not a curated record